This is a messenger RNA of Brachypodium distachyon (stiff brome), 2012 nucleotides long. RefSeq names its product heparan-alpha-glucosaminide N-acetyltransferase. NCBI's taxonomy places the organism in Eukaryota, Viridiplantae, Streptophyta, Magnoliopsida, Poales, Poaceae. The record is from RefSeq and is a predicted model, not a curated record. Bases 388 to 1686 code for a protein of 432 amino acids. The transcript is spliced from 14 exons.
CGAGCAGGCCAGCAGUAUAUAAUCAUCAGCUCCGCGGACUGGCAAGUUAAAGGGAGGAGGAGAAAGGAAGGCGUUAGCAACGGCAGCAGAUCCGUCUAACCGAAAUCCCAAUUAAUCCCAUCCCACAACAAACUUAGGUGUUCUACAAGCAGAGAAAACUGGAAAGAUAAGAUCACAAGUUUUAUUUACAGACGGAGGCCGGAGGAGGAGACCAGGACAGAGAAGGGAGGAAGAAAGAUCGGAAGUUUGUUAACCGAAUCAGGGGUCCGAAACAAGAAAGACAAGGGAAUCAAGGAAGGAAGGCCGGUGCCCAACUAGUGCCAAGGGGCAUUGCCCGCCGGCGGCGCGUGGUCCUGCCGGCAGAGGAGGACGGCAGCGGCGGCGGCCAUGGCCGGCUACGAGCUCGUCAGGAGCGACGACGGCGCAGCCGCCGCCACCACGCCCGAUCUCGAGUCCGGCGCCUCCAAGGCCUCCCCCCUGCCGACGCCGGUGUCGCCCGCCGCCCGGCAGCGGCUGGUCUCCCUCGACGUCUUCCGCGGGAUCACCGUGCUGCUUAUGAUCAUUGUUGAUGAUGCUGGAGGAUUUCUCCCAGCGCUGAAUCACUCUCCUUGGGAUGGUGUUACUAUUGGCGAUUUCGUCAUGCCAUUCUUCCUUUUCAUAGUCGGAGUCUCUCUAACAUUAGCAUACAAGAGGGUGCCAGAGAGAUUAGAAGCGACUAAGAAGGCUGUUCUCCGUGCGCUCAAAUUGUUCUGCCUUGGUCUUGUACUCCAAGGUGGGUUUUUUCAUGGUGUCCGCAGUCUCACUUUUGGUGUCGACAUAACCGAAAUAAGGUUGAUGGGUAUACUGCAGAGAAUUGCGAUAGCUUAUCUUAUAGCAGCUAUCUGUGAAAUUUGGCUCAAGGGAAAUGAUGAGGUUGAUCGUGGGCUCGAUUUGCUACGGAGAUACCGCUACCAGUUAUUUGUAGGAUUGCUCCUCUCAGUCAUGUAUACCGUUCUCUUAUACGGUAUCUACGUUCCAGACUGGGAGUACCAGAUAACAGGUCCUGGUUCUACAGAGAAAUCACUUUUGGUGAAAUGUGGAGUAAGAGGAGAUACCGGACCAGGUUGCAAUGCAGUUGGCAUGGUUGACCGCACAAUGUUGGGGAUCGAUCAUCUCUAUAGACGACCGGUUUAUGCAAGGACCAAGGAAUGCAGUAUAGAUUAUCCGGAAAAUGGACCGCUUCCACCUGAUGCUCCAUCGUGGUGCCAGGCUCCAUUUGAUCCUGAAGGCCUCCUCAGCUCCGUUAUGGCCAUUGUCACGUGCUUGAUGGGGCUGCAAUUUGGACAUGUCAUUAUACAUUUUGAGAAACACAAGGAAAGGAUUAUCAAUUGGCUAAUCCCUUCCUUCAGCAUGUUAGCACUGGCCUUCUUAAUGGACUUCAUUGGAAUGCGCAUGAACAAGCCGCUAUACACAAUAAGCUACACCUUUGCUACUGCCGGUGCUGCCGGGUUCUUUUUCGCUGGAAUUUACACUCUGGUAGACAUGUAUGGGUUCAGGAAACCAACCAUCCCCAUGGAGUGGCUGGGAAAGCACGCCCUGAUGAUAUAUGUGCUGGUGGCGUGCAACAUCCUUCCCAUGUUCAUCCAUGGCUUCUACUGGAAAGAGCCCAAGAACAACCUUCUUAAGUUCAUCGGAAUCAGAGCAUGAAACAACGCAGCUCAUCGGCGGCUAGGGAUGGAUACGUCGGUGUAUAUAAUUUUAGGCCGAUUUUUUUUUCUCUGUUCGGUCAGAGCAUGACGAUGUUCAGCGAAUGGGCUGCCUAUUCUAUCAGCAGAGCUGAACAAUAGAGGCUGUUGCGACUUGCCAGAGGAAUGCAAUCUCUUAGCUCCUGUACAUGUUAAAGAUGCUUUAUGUAGAUGAUAACACUGGUUCAGACAAAAUGCAUACAGGUACUCGAGGAAGGCUCACACAUAAUGUGUAUAUAUAGUUCCCAUUUUUUAUAUGGUUUUGUUCAGCUGAGAAGCAUGUGUUUA